GACGUCUUCCAAGAGUUCUCUCUACAGUGGUGUCAUGUCUGACCAGCCCAGCCACUCACUCCCACAGCCAAACGGACGUGUUGGAGGGUCAAGCCCCAGAACCGCCCAGCGAAGCCCCAGACAUGCUCAGCUUGGCUCCCCACCAGGGGCUCCAGCUCCAGACCUGCCCGGCAGAGCCCCCUCCCAGAGGGGACUAGCUCCGGACGGGACUCCGGUCCUGUUGUGGGCCCAGACCGAGGAGCUGUUUGAGCUGAUCGCCUGCUCCCAGAGCCAGCGCCUGGACGACCAGAGGGCCAGCGUCAGCAACUUCCCCGAGCAACUUUCCCUGCCCAGCCUCGGCCACCGCUGUGGGGCCUGCAGCGUCCAGGGCCCAGGCGAAGACUUCUUCGACAUGCUCAUCAAAUACCAGUCUUCCAGGAUAGAGGACCAGAGGUGUACUCUGCCUGACCCUGGCGGUUCUGACGCUGGUUCUGAGGGACAUGAGGACUUGUUCAGCCUGAUCCAGCGGGUCCAGGCCAGACGCAUGGACGAGCAGCGGGCCCCUCUGCACGCAGACGAGGCCCAGGCCAGCAGCACCCUUCCAGAGGCGAAACCUGCCCCUAAACCCAGCUAGAACCAGGAUCAGCUAGAAGCUUCUAUAACCAACUAGAACCUGCCAGAACACAGCGAACCAGAACCAGAUCACUAGGGGGCGCUGCUAAAUAAGACCGCACGCUGCUUAGAGAGACUGAAUAAACCUUCCUCAUGGACUUUUGUGAACUUCAGAGCACACAGGUCGUGUGAGCUUCUUGUCACUUGUUCCUUCAUAUCUUUCAUAACAGGAGUCUGUGUGAAUUGAAGAACCAGGGUGUAGAUAGAACUAGCAUAGCUCGCUCUCUGCAUGUCCUGACUUUAAUCGUUAGAAACAGAAACCAUGAGAAGGCAUGGACAUGUAGAACUGCAGGUUCCCUUCUCGGCCACACGAGGGCAGUAUAUAAUUGUUAGUUUGAUUGUAAUGUGACCGUGUCAGAUGAUGUUACUGACUCAACAUAUGAUGUACAUCACUGUUUCUCAAAACCCACACUGCUACAUACCCGUACCUAACCAUAAGGACAGGUGUAAGCUGACAGCCUAUGUACUUUGUGCUCUGCUCUGUUCAGCUCAACGGCCGCAGGUGGGCCGACGCUGUCAUGUUUUAAAUAAAGAAGGGACAGGAGUUCUUCCAUAUCAAAGAAGGUGUUGAUGAUUACUGGGAAGUCAGCCCGU
This is a messenger RNA of Osmerus eperlanus (European smelt), 1245 nucleotides long. RefSeq names its product G protein signaling modulator 1a (gene gpsm1a). Gene Ontology annotation, cellular component: cell cortex. Gene Ontology annotation, molecular function: G-protein alpha-subunit binding; GDP-dissociation inhibitor activity. The record is from RefSeq and is a predicted model, not a curated record. Gene Ontology annotation, biological process: establishment of mitotic spindle orientation. NCBI's taxonomy places the organism in Eukaryota, Metazoa, Chordata, Actinopteri, Osmeriformes, Osmeridae.